AUGUCAAAAAUUACUGUAGGUGAUUCAAAGUACAUUAUUGUUUGGCUCGAUCGAUACAUAGGUGUACCAGGAGAGUAUGAAAAUUUAAAAGAUCAAUUUCGACAAGGUUCACGACAACUGGAAACAUUUACAGAUCCGGAUAAAUGUCUAAACUUUAUUCGACGAUGUAAUGAUCGAGCUAUAUUUCUUAUUGCAUCCGGUACACUGGGCCAAAUAAUUGUGCCUAAAGUGUACGAUUAUCCACAAAUUUAUUCGAUAUUUAUUUUAUGUAUGAAUAUUACAAAACAUAAAAAGUGGGCAGCGAAUUAUUUUGACAAAAUAAAUAUAUUUGAUUUUGAUCAAGAUUUACUUAUUCGACUAACCAAUGAAAUUGCACGUUACCUUAUGAAUGAAGCAGAACGAUUACAAGAAAUGAAUGAAGUUAUUGAAGCAAACAGACUGAUGGAAAAUGGAUUCAAAGUUAAAAUUCUUUUACUUGAUUUAAAUGAUCAAUACACAACGAUGGAACAUAUAUUUACUUAUUUUUUUACUAUUUCGAAUAACAGACAUUAUUGUUUACAAUACGUUCAUACCAAUACCAACAUCGAUAUAUCCUUCUUUUUACCGACUAGCCAUAUUGAUGAAUUUUUACCCCAGUUACAAACACAUUUAAAUGUUCAGUUCUAUGUCUAUUGUUCAAAUGGUACAUGGACAACGCAUAGGGAACAAUUUCGUCAAGCUCAAUUUCGAAUAUUUGAAGUAUUCGAUGAACAAAAUCUAGUUUUUCAAUUGGGACAGGUUACACUAAUGUAUUAUAAAAAACUAUCAGAUUAUCAUCGUGAAUUACGAAAUGAUGACGAAGCUGAUCAACAAUUGUGUAAUGCUGUACGAAUUAAUCGUACUAUCCAGUUUGAACUAAGAAAUCAAAUGGUGACUAAAGUUGGCACAAACGUGAGCGCAUGA
Didymodactylos carnosus is the source of this 942-nucleotide messenger RNA. The record is from the annotation of a GenBank genome assembly. NCBI's taxonomy places the organism in Eukaryota, Metazoa, Rotifera, Eurotatoria, Philodinida, Philodinidae.